Aspergillus nomiae NRRL 13137 is the source of this 1113-nucleotide messenger RNA. Its product is annotated as nitronate monooxygenase. The transcript has a single exon. Gene Ontology annotation, molecular function: nitronate monooxygenase activity. The coding region runs from base 1 to 1113 and encodes 370 amino acids. The record is from RefSeq and is a predicted model, not a curated record. Lineage: Eukaryota; Fungi; Ascomycota; Eurotiomycetes; Eurotiales; Aspergillaceae.
AUGACAGUUGCGCAAUUCUCUCGUCUAGAAAAGGAUUAUCCAUGGAUCACAGGUCCGAUCAUUGCGUCAGCGCCCAUGCUCAACAUCGCGACUGCAAAGCUCGCAGUCGCGGUGUCCUCCGCCCGGGGAAUUGGCUUCAUUGCCGGUGGAUAUGAUCUCUCGAACCUGGAAGAACAGCUCAUUCAAGCACAAGCUCUCGUCAACAAGGUCUCUUUUCAACAGUCCCAGCUUCAACAGAACCCAGGUGAGCCUCCUGUCCUCCCCGUCGGGGUGGGCUUCUUAAACUGGGGAGCAUCUCUGGAUGCUACAUUGCCCUUGAUCCAGAAGUACCGCCCUUGCGCAGUUUGGCUCUUCGCACCGAAGACCGGUGUGGACGACCUCGUACCUUGGGUCCGAGCCAUUCGAUCCGAAGUCUCUUACGACGUCAAGAUCUGGGUGCAACUUUGUUGCUUAGAGGAUGCAAUAGAAUAUACCGAGAAAUUGCUGCCGGAUGUUCUUGUAGUCCAAGGAUGCGAUGCCGGUGGCCAUGGAUUUGCUCGGUCUGCUAGUAUUGUCACUCUUCUUCCCGAGGUGCUGGAUCAGUUGAGGUCAACAAACCCGAGUCAAGCCCAGAACAUCGGGAGACCGUUUGUUGUUGCCGCGGGUGGUAUCACUGACGGUAGGGGGUUGGCCGCCGCGAUGGUUCUGGGUGCAGACGGAUGUGCCAUGGGAACUCGAUUUCUGGCCUCCCCCGAGGCACAGAUCGCGCAAGGCUAUCAAAGUGAGAUUCUCCGCGCCUCGGACGGUGGUGUGAAUACGGUACGGUCAACUGUGUAUGAUAGAGUCCGAGGGAUCUAUGGCUGGCCAACGAAGUAUGAUGGGCGCGGUCUGAUCAAUCGAUCGUACGAGGACAUUGUGAACCAGAAGGUCACGGAGGAGGAGAAUAAACGUUUGUAUGAGAAGGAGAAGCUCAAGGGUGAUGAUGGUUGGGGACCGCAAGGCCGUAUGACCACCUAUGCAGGAACCGGGGUAGGGCUUAUACGAGCUGUGAUGCCAGCAGCACGGAUCGUUACGAAGAUGAGACGGGAUGCGAUGGAAAGUCUCCAGAGGCCAAUCCUUCCUGCCAAAUUAUGA